UCGCCGUUGCUUCGGUGCUCCAUUCACGAAUUCGGCGUAUCCUCGUAAAAACGGUCUCAAUUACGUUCAAUCUGUUAAAUUAAGUGUAAUCUGACACGAGUAGAUUGGAAAAUGUCCCCCGAAUAUGAAAAAAUAUAACGUAAUAUGUACGUUAUUGUAUUUAAAGAUAUUAAGGACGCUAAAAAUCGCCAUCAAUACGCUAAAGAGGUCGUCAUUAUCACGAAUGAUCUUGAAAAAUAAACAUUUUCAUGGAAAUAUUUUUGAUGAGGUUUAAAGUAUAAUGCCUUAGCAACCGUAUGAGCUAACUCAUUUCUUCAAAUUUGGUAUACAAUAAAAAUAUUGGUCCAUUAACUUAUCGUGGUGCUCGUUUUAGCCAAUAAAUUGUACUAGUCGGGUUUCUUCAUUUUUAAUGUUUGCAGAUUGUCAGUGAUGUUCUUUUAUCAAAUAAAUGAUAUUCAAUCUGAAAAAAGACGAACCCUACUAAAAACAGUCAUAUCAUUUUUAUAUAAUUAAACCAUGUAAAAUAGACAUUUUAAAUACGAUGUUUACGAUUAAGACAUAAACUUAACGAUUUUAAUAAAACAAAAGCUUUUAUAAGGUCAUUAAGGAAGAUAAAGUUUCAAUUGUUUAUUUCUACACCGCCUCGACUCCUAUAAAAGGGCAUUGUUUCUAAAUAUAAACGUCAAAUGAGGUAAAGUUAUUUAUCAGUUGACAACGAAUCUAAGAGUCUAAUCCUUGUUUUUUACAAGUUUCUUCUUGGACUGUCCGAAUUUGAACGACGAGCUUCAACAAGGACUGAGAAAAAUGUUGGUGCAAUAUUUUACAUUGUUUCUUGUUUCAUCUACAAUCAGUGGUACAGGUAUGUUAAAGCAUUCAUUAAUUUCCUUAAAGUAAUGUUUUGUGUAUAUAAUUUCCUUAGGAUUCGUGAAAGUCCGGCAUUGCUCGCCCCUUUCCGUAAAUUAUAUUCAUUUGAAAGGGACUAGAUGAUAAGAUCGACAUUCACGUUCCUUUAAAACACGUAAACACAUGAACAAACCUGACUAUUAAAAAAAAAUACGAAAAUAAGUUCUGUACUUGAUAAGAUCUUAAGGUUGUUGACAAAAGAGUAAAGUUAAUAAUCAAACGUAUUGUGUCAUGAUUUUAAAGCAUUACACUUUUGAUUUAUCGUAAAACUAGCUUUUCAUACUUUUCUGCAUCAUUGUUUAGUAUUAAGAAUUAUAUUGUGUCCACAUCUGCAUCGACUUGUGAUUUAAUACCCGUUAUACUACCGUUUUAUACUCACACCGAGUAGAUAUAAUUCUGUAAAAUAAUAUCGCGCAACUGAGCCACACCAUGCAGAUUUUAUUUUAUUAAUGAUAACCAACAAACACAUGCCUUAAUUUAAUGCGUACUUUGAUAUUAAUCUCUCAGUGAACGAGUAGGAUAAUAAAACAACCUGUAAGUUAAUAAAUAUUCAAAAAGUAUUAUUUAAACAUCUUUGCAAUUUCUAAAAUCACACUGAGAAUCAUCAAAAUAAUCAUUAUCAUAAUGUAUGAUUAUUAACAAUAUUUCAGCAUCUAUCUCAUGCUUCACGUGUUCUGAUGCACUUAGUUUGGGAGAAUGUAUGUCCAUUGAAACAUGCUCCGCAGGAGAGGUUUGUUACAAAAAACGAAAAUAUACCAGUCAAGUGCAGUUUAGUCUAGGAUGUAUUGACAAGAAGAAGUGUGGCGGAUUUGCUGAAAUUCAAAAUAGUUCGGAAGUUACAGUACAGAAAAUGAGUGCCGACAAAACUAGCUAUUGUUAUGAAUGCUGUUCGACAAGCAAAUGCAACAAAGAUAUUUGUACAUACCCUCCAAACUCUGAAUGCAGGGAUAGCAAACAUGUUGAUUGUGCUCAAAUGAACUCAAUGUUCAGUAUAUGUAAAGUGAAAAAUGAAGCCAAGAAAAUUUGUCCACGGUUUUGCGACCUGUGUAAUUUAGUUGAUGGUGGUUGGUCGUCAUGGUCACAGUGGUCAUCGUGUGACGUCACGUGUGGGAAUGGUUCACUGUUGCGGCAGCGUACAUGUAAUAAUCCGACACCACAAAAUGGUGGCAUUGACUGCCCAGGAAACAAAAUUGAAAAGAAAUCUUGCAGUCUUCAAUUUUGUCCUGUGCAUGGAGGCUGGAGUUCUUGGGGUGAAUGGGAAACAUGUUCCGCGACAUGUGAUACUGGAAUGCGCCGUCGGAUACGAUCAUGCACGAACCCACGUCCAGAGCGUUUCGGAAACCAUUGCUUUGGCAACAACGAUGAAGCCGAGUUGUGUAACAAUGGUCCUUGUACAAAAAAGGUUGCUUUUGAUGCAUACACAACAAAUAGCAAUGGUCACUACCCAGAUGGCAAAGUUCUCGUUUUUCCACAUAUCAACAUUAACGACGGACAAGGGUAUAAUCCAGCAACCGGCAUCUUCCAGGCUCCUGUUGCCGGGGUUUACCAAUUCACAGCCCAUGUUUGCCAAAAAGGAAGCAGGCAUAUGAUCAUUGGUAUCAUCAAGGGCACGAAGCAAAUUGCGGUCACCACGGGGUUUGAAAGUGUUACUUCAUCUUGCAGUUCCAUUAGUGCUAUUGCUCGGGUUGCCGUUAAUGAAAAUGUUUAUGUGAAGGCACGUUAUAGUGAUAGCUAUUUGCAGUCGGGUAUAUACAGAUGGCCUUCGUUCAGCGGAAUUCUUAUGUACAAUUAGGUUAAUUUAAGAAAUACUGAACUAAAAUCAGUAUAGGCUUUUUAAUCCAUAUUUUUUAAUUUCCUGUAAGAUGUCAAACUUUGUUAAAUAAUGUCUUAAUAAUGAAUACUGUGUUUUAAAACUAAAGAAAAUAGCGCUAAAUUUCAGUAAUGUUUUGUAAAGGCUUCAAAAUCUAUUUAAAGUAGUAUUUUUACUUCCAUACAAAAUACUAAUUCACUUUUAUACCGGUAUAUACCAAUUGCCAAAAGAGGUGAAGAAACAAAAUAUUGUUUAUGUAUAUACAUUACUGUAAAACAUUAGUCUUCUCUUAUUGCAUCUCACGUUGACAUAUAUACAUACAUGUAUAUGUAUAUAUGUCAACGUGAGAUGCAAUAAAAGAAGACUAAUGUUAUAUAUAUAUAUAUAUAUUUAGUUUAGUUUAUUCAAGGUGAUGCACUAUGUGCAAUCUAUUAAAGAUAAUUAUAUAAAAUUUAAGAUGAUUUAUUCGUAUACUGUAUACAGUGGAAUGAACCGGUCUACCCGUGGGUUUUAUGAUUUAUCGUAAUUUGAAUUACAUUAUUUUGAAUUCGUCUCGAGAGGGUAUGAACGCUUUGGUUGAUGUUGUUGUUAUGGUUUUAUUAUCAUAAUAGCUAAUAUUUACGUACGGUUAGAGAAAGUCAAUAUAGCAUUAAAUCGUUUAAUAUCUAUGUUAGUGGCUAUUACUUGUUACUUCUCAAUUAAAUUUCAUAGCCGUUUUAACCUGCGUUUGCAAAUUAUAGUUGUUGAAUUAAGGAAGUUAGAGAGUAACUAUUAACAAUAUUAUUUCUAUAUAAAACUCCAACGGCUAUUUAAUGAUUGUAAAACUUAGUGAGUUUAUGCUAUAAACUCGUGUGUACACAAAAAAAGAAUUAUUUUUUUAGAUAUAUACAUCAAUUUUGUAACUUGCAACUUAUCAACUUAUUUAAUAUUAUCUAUCAACAUGUCUGUUUCGUUUUAUCAUUUGAGACCCUAUAACUUUGUUUGUGUGUAUGUGUUUAUAGAUCAUCUAAUACAUUUUAUUUAUCAGCAAUGGACUUUUGUAGUUUCACAUUGACUUCAUAUAUUAUAUUUCAUGUAAAUUAACAGUUUAUUUUCCGUAUACGGAUUGAUAUCCACAAAAUUUAAUCGCCAUCGUUAUUUUUUUCUGGUUCCUCUUCAUGUUAUAUCAUAAUAAUGUAUUUCCAGAUUAUUCAAUGCCUAUUGUUUGGAAAUAUUGACAAAAGGCUUUUUAUUUUCAGGAUGUUUUUCGUUAUUUUUGUAAUUUAUUAUGAUUUACGCUUAAAAUUUUAAUAACAGUACAGAAAUGGAUACUUUAAUCAAAUAAUUAAAUACGGCUUGUUAUACAUCAAACACGUAAGGAUAUAUGA
Molecule: messenger RNA, 4080 nt
Organism: Ruditapes philippinarum (Manila clam)
Lineage: Eukaryota; Metazoa; Mollusca; Bivalvia; Venerida; Veneridae
Product: A disintegrin and metalloproteinase with thrombospondin motifs 1-like
Exons: 9
Coding region: 1532-2695 (387 amino acids)
Molecular function (GO): protein binding
Source: RefSeq, a predicted model, not a curated record